AUGUGUGAGAUAACACAUAGAAUAAUGGAUUCUCUUACAGCCUCCACCAUGUGGAUGAUUCUGGAGCAGAACCAAAGUUGGGUUUCAGAGUUCAUCCUGAUUGGCUUCUCCAGUGACCCCACGACCAACAGCAUCCUCUUCAUUGUCUUCCUUCUCAUCUACCUGAGUUCAGUCCUGGGCAAUGGGCUCAUCAUCAUGCUGGUCUGCCUGGACACACAGCUACACACUCCCAUGUACUUCUUCCUCUGUACCCUCUCCCUGUUGGAUAUGAGCUAUGUCACCACUACCAUGCCCCAGAUGUUGGUGCAUCUUCUUGCUCACUCUCAGACCAUCUCCUUUGCUGGCUGCUGGCUGCAGAUGUAUGUGUUUGGUGCCCUGGGUAUAACUGAGUGCACCUUCUUUGUUGUCAUGGCUUAUGACCGGUAUGUGGCCAUUUGCUAUCCACUGCGCUAUACUGUCAUCCUCAACUGGGGCCUGUGCAUACGGUUGGCAGCAGGGUCUUGGAUCUGUGGUUUCUUUUCCUCUUUAUUGCACACUUUCUUCACCAUGAGCCUGCCAUAUUGUGGGCCCAACAGGGUCAACCACUACUUCUGUGAAGGUCCUUCAGUGCGUAGCCUGGAAGAGUACACACCAGUCCAGUGUCACAUGACUUUCAUUGCUUCUCUGUGGAAGUAA
Molecule: messenger RNA, 675 nt
Organism: Mus caroli (Ryukyu mouse)
Lineage: Eukaryota; Metazoa; Chordata; Mammalia; Rodentia; Muridae
Source: RefSeq, a predicted model, not a curated record